UAACAAGCUUACGAACAGCAGCAACUCUGCAGGGACCCCAAAAAACCAGAAAGAUAAUUGAAAAAGACUCAAUUUUUAAGAAGUUAAACAAAAGAUCUCACGUCACUCACCUGAAAUAGCCACCUAAGCAGAGCAAAGCAGUACCCUUUUCUUCUAUUGCAACAUUCAGCUGAAAAUUCGGCCAACAAAGGCAAAGCUUUGAGCUGAAAAACUCACUCUUCCUCUCAGAACUCUAAUGUCAGUUGAUAGUUCAUUUGGAAAGCUUCCUGAUCAUCUCCUAAUAGAAAUUUUCAUUCGAGUUCCUGUCUCGGAGUGGGCACAAAUAUCCUGUGUCAAAAAACAGUGGGCCAAUCUGUUUCGUGGAGAAUGCUUGUGGCAAGCUGCUCUUGCUACAACAUAUCCUUUGGCUAACCAAGCUAAAAGGUGGCCUGGACCUAUCCCUCGAGGGUUGAGCAAGAGGAGAUUUGCAGCCUUAUAUGUCAGUAAACAUAUCUUUUCUCUGGAUGGUGAGAUUGAUGAGAUUGUGGGCCAUACAUAUUUAUUUCUAAAAGAGCAGCUUGAGCUUUCAACUAUGCCACCCUCUUCUAGCAUACUGCAUGGAACCAUAAUAGGCUGUAAAUUCUUUUCACAUCAUGACCCGGGAUUACUGCGUGUUUUAGCAGAUCAGUUUAUUGCUUGUGGUAAAUCGAGAGACAUGGCUCAUGAUCUUGCUUCCCAGAUCUGGCUGGCUGUUCUUGACAAUUUAGAGGAAAAUGAGCACACUUUUCAAAUACUUAAACGUCUCGCACAAGAGGGGGAUCAGGUUUUUCUUCCAUACCCCUACUCAAGAUCAAUCAAAGUCCAAUGGAGGGUGUUUGAAAAGCUCUUCACAGAUUUUCGCGACUGCUUUGAUCAUGUAGAUUACUAUGAUGUGUUGGCCUGCGCAAAGACCAAAUUUCAGCCAAUACCAUCCAUUUGGUUAGGUUACUGAUCCACCUCAAAUGCCUAGUUAUUCAGGAUUCAUGAGUAUUUGUAUAUAUAGGGGUCACUCUUUGCUUCUGCCUUCUGUCCCUGAAAAAUUGAAAGUCUUGUGUACCAUGCUUGAUAGGAGCAUAAAGAAACUGUUUAUAUUUGUACUGUUAAUAGUUGCAUGAUUCGAAUACCCAAAUAGAGGAGAAGAGUUACUUGAAAUUUUUUGUUGUACAACUACAACCACGAGAAUGUAAUGCAACUUGAAAUAAUAUUUUAGCAUAAAGCCGUGAACAAGAUUCUUUUUGGGUCAAACCCCUUA
Prunus mume (Japanese apricot) is the source of this 1270-nucleotide messenger RNA. RefSeq lists its product as uncharacterized. Gene Ontology annotation, molecular function: protein binding. NCBI's taxonomy places the organism in Eukaryota, Viridiplantae, Streptophyta, Magnoliopsida, Rosales, Rosaceae. The record is from RefSeq and is a predicted model, not a curated record.